AUGUCUUUGAACGAUGUGGUGAUCAGUGGUAUGUCCGGUCGGUUCCCACUGUCGGACACCACCGACGAGUUGGCAAAGAAUCUGUUCGACGGCACGGAUAUGAUCACCGGUGAUGACACGCGUUGGCCAAUAGGUAUAUAUAGUACUAUGAAAUAUAAUCAGGGCCUAGUAGUUUUAAGUAAACUAAAUGAUCUCAACUUGAACGACAUAUGUCCGCGAAUGGGAAAGAUUAUGGACUGCAAUCGGUUUGACUCAUCAUUUUUCGGACUAAUGGAGCAAAUGGUAGAUGAGAUCGACCCCCAGGCCCGCAUGCUUCUGGAGAUCACGUAUGAGGCUAUAGCCGAUGCAGGUAUAAAUCCGCAGGAGUUGCGGGGCAGUCAGACGGGUGUGUACGUAGGCGUCUCCAUAUACGCCAUGACCGAUGGCUACCCGGAGGACAUACAGCCGGACUUGCGGUCGAGUCUGCAGAGCGCUAUGUUGCAGACGACGGCAAACACGAAGACUUUCUACGCCAGUCGUAUAUCCUAUGUCUACGACUUCAAGGGGCCGUCGAUGAUAGUGGACACCGCCUGCUCGGCCGGUCUGUCCGCCAUGACUCUGGCCAUGAAUGAUAUGCGACUCGGUCACAUCGACAACGCCGUCGUGUGCGGCACUCACAUGCUAUUCGAGCCAUUCAUAUACCAGUUUCAACAGGAGUUGAAUAUAUGUUCGCCGAGAGGUGUGGCCGCUGUGUUGGACAGGGAGGCGGACGGCUUCGUGAAGGGGGAGUCGGUGUGCUGUGUGUUCCUACAGCGCCGGCACAACGCCCGACGCAUAUACGCCACCGUACUGUCCAGUCGUAUGAAUAUCGACGGCAAUAAGACGGUCGGCAUGUAUUUCCCAUCGGCUGAGGCACAGGAGGAGCUCAUGGUUAAGUCGUAUAGCGAGGUCAAUGUUGAUCCACUGGCGCUCACCUACUUUGAAGCCCACUGUACCGGCACUAAGGCCGGGGAUCCUCAGGAGUUGAAGGCUAUAUACAACGCGUAUUGCAAACGGCCGGGUCGUACGGAGCCGUUGCCAUUG
This is a messenger RNA of Oppiella nova, 1062 nucleotides long. The record is from the annotation of a GenBank genome assembly. NCBI's taxonomy places the organism in Eukaryota, Metazoa, Arthropoda, Arachnida, Sarcoptiformes, Oppiidae.